AUGCGCGCGAUGCGACGCGUCGACGCGUCGACGCGAUUGAUGACGACGACGCCGACGACGACGACGCCGCCGACGCCGCGACGACGGGACCGACGGGUGGCGGAUGAUGUGUUUCGAGCGGUCCUCGUCGCGCGCAGAGCGCUGCGAUUGCGGGAGGAGGCGGACGACGUCCCGAAUGAAUCCGAGGCGGAGGACGCGGCGACGCUCGCGGCGGCGACGGCGCAUCGGGCGAGCGAGGUGUGGGAUGGGAAAGUGCGCGGACCGGUGCGAGCGACGCGAGUGCGGAGUGAGAGGUACGGUAAAUUUGAUUUUUGUCACGAAGUGGUGGCGGUGUGCGAGGACGGGGGGGAGCUGGAGAUGUGCACGACGAAUGUCGGGGCGGAUGUCAGAGGACGACCGGCGAGGGAACGAGACGGACGGCCGGCGAGACGGGCGAGACCGCUCGUGGUUUGGGGACACGGUAUGCGAGGACAUCUGUGGAACGAUGAUAAGGAGGGGUUGUGGAACUUUUGGUCCACGGAAGAUCUCGGGUCGAUCGCCGUGGCGCGAUACAACGCGAGAGGGUACGGGAAAUCGAGCGACGUGCGCCGAGCGCGAGAGGCGAGGUGGGACGCCAGGGCGAGCGACAUGAUCGAGGUCGCGCGACGGAUUCGUCAGGACGACGGCGGCGAUAUCGUGUACGCCGGAACGUCGCUGGGAAGCGCGACGGCGAUUUGGGCCGCCGUGCUCGCGCACGAGAGCAACGAGAGCGACGUGCCAAAGGCGCUCGUCGUCGUCACGCCGCCGACGUGUUACGAAGAGCGCGAGUCGAGGAAAAAAAAGCUCAGGAAGAAAGUCGCCGACGGCGGUGCGAUAGAAAACUCCACCGCGCCUCGACGCGUGUUCCAGGCCGCGCGGGAUCAACCGGUGGAUCCGGCGCCGCCGCCGUUGGCCAAUCCGAACGACUCGUGCGCGGUGGAGGUGUUGAUCGGCUCGGCGCAGUCGAACCUCCCCGAACCCGAGCGCGUGCGCGCGGCGCUGGCGAACGUGCCCGUCUUAUGUUUGGCGUGGGACUGCGGCGACGUCACGCACCCAGUCUCGAGCGCGAUGACGAUCAAGGAUUUGGUCCCGCACGCCGAGUUGGUCAUCGCUUCGAACAAGGAGGAUUACGACAUCGUCAAGCACAUUCGCGAAAAGUGGUCCGGUGCCAUCGUGGAAUUUCUAAACAGGGUACUGUUAGAGCGCGGAGACGAUCACGACGGCGGAGAUGAACCAUAG
This is a messenger RNA of Ostreococcus tauri, 1257 nucleotides long. Its product is annotated as unnamed product. NCBI's taxonomy places the organism in Eukaryota, Viridiplantae, Chlorophyta, Mamiellophyceae, Mamiellales, Bathycoccaceae. The transcript has a single exon. Bases 1 to 1257 code for a protein of 418 amino acids. The record is from RefSeq and is a predicted model, not a curated record.